Molecule: messenger RNA, 468 nt
Organism: Caenorhabditis remanei
Lineage: Eukaryota; Metazoa; Nematoda; Chromadorea; Rhabditida; Rhabditidae
Exons: 3
Coding region: 1-468 (155 amino acids)
Source: RefSeq, a predicted model, not a curated record
AUGCACACAGCACUUCAUAUUACUAUAUUAUCUGAUUAUUGGAUUGUGUGGAUUCUCGAGUCUAAUAUAGGACAGCCAGAAGAGGAUGAUUUGGAUACUACUGUAGAUACUGUAGAAAUAAUUGAUAGUAGUGAUGAUGAAGAUUUGGAAGAUAAAGACUGUUUCGAUCAGAAGAAAACUGAUUUAAGAUAUCACGACUUAAAAUGCAGCGUUUGCAAAUUAUUCUAUCACGAAUCAAUUAAGAAAAGAACUCCAAAAAUGUUGUCAUGCGGACACACAGUUUGUUCUGGAUGUUCAAAGAUGCUCUACAAAAUAGACUACGUCUAUAUCCAGUGUCCAAUAUGUAGGGAAGUGACUGACAUUUAUUACAAUUACGAAGAAUUAAAGAAGAACUACGCUCUAAUCGGGAUUAUUCAAGAAAUGAAGCAAGAUAAGAAGACGGUUCAACGGAGACACAGUCUUUCAUAG